Xenopus laevis (African clawed frog) is the source of this 2361-nucleotide messenger RNA. RefSeq names its product prolyl 4-hydroxylase subunit beta L homeolog (gene p4hb.L). Gene Ontology annotation, cellular component: endoplasmic reticulum; plasma membrane; endoplasmic reticulum lumen. The coding region runs from base 74 to 1606 and encodes 510 amino acids. Gene Ontology annotation, biological process: cell redox homeostasis; protein folding; response to endoplasmic reticulum stress. The record is from RefSeq and is a predicted model, not a curated record. The transcript is spliced from 11 exons. Lineage: Eukaryota; Metazoa; Chordata; Amphibia; Anura; Pipidae. Gene Ontology annotation, molecular function: protein disulfide isomerase activity.
GUUGCCUCGGUGAUAAAAAGCGCAUGCGUAAAGUACUGUCUCAGAGCGCCACGUCCUGUACACCCGGUUCAUCAUGAUGCGUGCUGUUCUUCUUUUCGGCUGUGCUCUUUUGGUCGUUGCCAGGCCUGAUAUUUCCGAGGAGAAGGAUGUGCUGGUGCUGAAGAAAGACAACUUUGAUGAGGCGCUCAAGCAGUAUCCGUAUAUCUUAGUGGAGUUCUAUGCUCCCUGGUGUGGUCACUGCAAGGCACUGGCUCCAGAAUAUGAGAAGGCUGCUGGCAUAUUAAAAAGUGAAGGCUUGCCAAUACGCUUGGGCAAGGUAGAUGCUACAGAAGAGUCUGAUCUGGCACAGGAGUUUGGCGUCCGAGGUUACCCAACAAUCAAGUUCUUCAAAAAUGGAGACAAGUCUUCUCCUAAAGAAUAUUCAGCUGGCAGGGAGGCAGCAGAUUUUGUCAACUGGCUGAAGAAGCGUACUGGUCCGGCUGCCAGUACUUUGAGUGAUGAGGCAGCUGUUGCAGCUUUGGUGGCUUCCAGUGAGGUUGCAGUUAUUGGUUUCUUUAAGGAUCUGGAGUCAGAGUUAGCUAAAGUGUUCCUGCAAGCAGCAGAGGCAGUGGAUGAUGUUCCAUUUGGCAUUACUUCCAGUGAGGCAGCUUUCUCGAAACAUGAACUCGGCAAGGAUGGCAUAGUUCUGUUUAAGAAGUUUGAUGAAGGCCGAAAUGCAUUUGAGGGAGAGAUCACCAAAGAAGAAGUUCUGAGCUUCAUAAAGGCCAAUCGGUUGCCUCUAGUUAUAGAAUUUACUGAGCAGACUGCUCCAAUGAUCUUCGGGGGAGAGAUUAAGACUCAUAUUCUCUUCUUUUUGCCGAAAAGUGCCUCUGAUUACCAAGACAAAUUAGAGAACUUCAAGAAGGCAGCCGCAAGCUUCAAAGGAAAGAUCCUCUUCAUCUUUAUUGAUAGUGAUCACACAGACAACCAACGUAUUCUGGAGUUCUUUGGCUUAAAGAAAGAAGAAUGCCCAGCUGUCCGGCUUAUUACUUUGGAGGAAGAAAUGACAAAAUACAAGCCAGAGAGUUCUGAUCUUUCAGCAGAGGCAAUUAAAGAGUUCUGUGACCGUUUCCUAGAGGGCAAAGUCAAGCCACACUUAAUGAGCCAGGAUGUUCCAGAAGAUUGGGACAAGACCCCUGUGAAAAUCUUGGUUGGGAAGAACUUUGAGGAAGUGGUCUUUGAUGAGGAGAAGAAUGUAUUUGUAGAAUUCUAUGCUCCAUGGUGUGGUCACUGCAAACAACUGGCACCGAUCUGGGACCAGUUGGGGGAGAAGUAUAAGGACCACGAAAGCAUCAUCAUUGCCAAGAUGGAUUCUACAGCCAAUGAGAUAGAAGCUGUUAAGAUUCACAGCUUCCCUACGCUGAAGUUUUUCCCUGCUGGACCAGGAAAGAAGGUGGUUGAUUAUAAUGGUGAAAGGACCCAAGAAGGCUUUUCAAAGUUUUUGGAGAGUGGGGGGCAGGAUGGAGCUGCUGAUGAGUUUUGGUUACAGGAUCUUGAAGAUUUAGAAGAAGCUGAUGAAACUGAUUUGGAGGAGGGAGAUGACAUCCAUACAAAAGAUGAAUUAUAAGAAUAAGACUUAACAUGCAGAAACCAGAAGACACUAAGGGUGGAAGUCUAGAAAUGUGUAACUGUCAGAGCUCUGAAAUUGCAGGGAAUCUCACUUCAUCAAUCUGUUUGUCUGAGAGGGAAAAGGGAACUUUGACCUUGUGUAAAUGGUCUGUUUAUAUAUAUUUUUUUUUUUCACUGAUGCUGUUUUUGUUUAAACCCCUUAUUCCGUCAUUUGAAUAUUCUGAUGUCUAGCACUUGAUGCUUUCUGUAACUUUGUUUUUGACUCUUUUUAUUUUAUUUUUUUUAAUUUGUGAGCUUUAUUGUGGAUGGGAUGGAUUGCAUGGCUGGUGAGGGCUUAACCUCCUAUGCUGCUCUAACGGUUUGCUCCCCUAACUAAGGGCAUGGGUCUUGUUUGUUUCUGUUCUCUUUCCCUUCCUUUUUGUGUGAGACUCCCUCCAGGACAAAUAUGGUCACCCAGGUGUAGUGGUUCAGUAUUUAAACAUUAAGGGACUACUGGUAGCAUCCCCUGUUCCCUUAUCACUACUAACAAUUUAAUUCCAGUGUUCACUGCUCCCGAUCAAGCUCGUGGUGGUACAGCUCUGUAUAAAUGAAACUUCUGUCCUGGCUGGAGCCUGUGACCCAUCCUCCAAAAAUGCAAAUUAACAUUUUCUCUGGACAGGAGGAGGUUUUCAGUAGAAUCUGCUUGAUUUGUGAAGCAUUCCAUCAUAUUUAAGUUGGAACAAAGUGUUGGCCAAAUAAACUUAAUUUUAUUAA